Messenger RNA from Recurvomyces mirabilis, 660 nucleotides. RefSeq lists its product as uncharacterized. Bases 1 to 660 code for a protein of 219 amino acids. The record is from RefSeq and is a predicted model, not a curated record. The transcript has 2 exons. NCBI's taxonomy places the organism in Eukaryota, Fungi, Ascomycota, Dothideomycetes, Mycosphaerellales, Teratosphaeriaceae.
AUGGGCCCCACGGCUUCCGCAAACGUGGGCACGAUCUCGGACGGCGGAUCCGCACUUUUCACCUCCAUAACCUCCGCCCUCUCCUCCGCCUGCCCAGCUCCAACAAGCGGCAGCACCCUCACCUCCUGCUCCUCCUCCGCCAAAGUCACAGGCCUAACCUACGUCGACACCUACGAGAUCUACCGUGACGGAACACUAGACAUUGACAUCCCUCUCAUCUCCGUCUCCGACCCCACCGUUCUCAGCGCUCUAAUAGCCUUCGUGGCCGCAGGCGUGCGGGCAAACACCCAGUCCCCCAACAACACAGCUUCGACCUGGUAUGAUUGUGAUAAAUCCCAGUUUCCCGUUUGUCUGGACGACGGUGGGAUCGAUCCGUGGACUACUAAUCUUACCAAUGUUCCUUCGUUGUAUCAGGCACUUUACUUGGAGCAGACGGUCGCCACAGGUGGCGCGGUUAAGAUCCAGAAUAUAGAAGUGAAGAUGCAACUUGAAGCUGGCGCGGACGAUUUUGCUUGUUCGGAUACGGGACUCGCUUUGAGCAUUCUGGCUGGUGUGGCGAGCGUUCUGCCUGGACUUGGGUGGCUGAGUGGAGGCACAGUUGGGUCGGUCGCAAGGGCUGGGUUGAGUCUGGCUUGCAAUUUGCCACACUUGAAGGAGUGA